GAGGAGGAAGCGCGACGAGGACAGGCACGACAUCAACAAGAUGAAGGGUUACACCCUGCUCUCCGAGGGCAUCGAUGAGAUGGUGGGCAUCAUCUACAAACCCAAGACCAAGGAGACCCGCGAGACCUACGAGGUGUUGCUCAGCUUCAUUCAGGCGGCUCUCGGGGACCAGCCGCGCGACAUCCUCUGCGGAGCCGCCGACGAGGUCCUGGCGGUCCUGAAGAACGAGAAGCUGCGCGAUAAGGAGAGGCGGAAGGAUGACAACAUCGAUGAGACGUACGGGGUGAACGUGCAGUUCGAGUCCGACGAGGAGGAAGGCGAUGAGGACAUUUACGGCGAAGUGCGUGACGAAGCGUCCGAUGACGACAUGGAGGGAGACGAAGCCGUGGUCCGUUGCACCCUCUCGGCCAACACUGCCAGCGAUGACCGGGAAUGUGAGAACCAGCUUGUUCUGCUCCUGGGCUUUAACACCUUCGACUUCAUUAAGGUCCUGCGGCAGCACCGGAUGAUGAUCCUGUACUGCACUUUGCUGGCCAGCGCACAAAGCGAAGCUGAAAAGGAACGGAUAAUGGGGAAGAUGGAAGCGGAUCCCGAGCUCUCGAAGUUCUUGUAUCAGCUGCACGAGACAGAGAAGGAGGAUCUCAUCCGGGAGGAACGCUCUCGCCGGGAGCGCGUUCGUCAGUCCCGGAUGGAUACCGACUUGGAGACCAUGGAUCUGGACCAAGGAGGAGAGGCGCUGGCUCCCCGGCAGGUGCUGGACUUGGAGGAUCUGGUGUUUGCCCAAGGUAGUCACUUCAUGGCCAACAAGCGAUGCCAGCUCCCCGACGGCUCCUUCCGCAGGCAGCGCAAGGGCUACGAGGAGGUGCACGUGCCCGCCCUGAAGCCAAAGCCUUUUGGCUCCGAAGAGCAAUUGGUUUCUGUGGAAAAGUUGCCCAAAUACGCCCAGGCUGGAUUCGAGGGGUUUAAAACGCUGAACCGUAUUCAGAGCAAACUCUACCGUGCCGCGCUGGAGUCGGACGAGAACUUGCUGCUGUGUGCUCCCACGGGCGCCGGGAAGACCAACGUGGCCCUCAUGUGCAUGUUGCGAGAAAUAGGGAAACACAUUAAUAUCGACGGAACCAUCAACGUGGACGACUUCAAGAUCAUCUACAUCGCCCCCAUGAGGUCCUUGGUGCAGGAGAUGGUGGGCAGCUUCGGGAAGCGCCUGGCAACUUACGGCAUCAACGUGGCGGAGCUGACGGGGGAUCACCAGCUGUGCAAGGAGGAAAUCAGCGCUACCCAGAUCAUCGUCUGCACCCCGGAGAAGUGGGACAUCAUCACCCGCAAGGGAGGAGAACGCACCUAUACCCAGCUGGUGCGGCUGGUCAUCCUGGAUGAGAUACACCUACUGCAUGAUGACCGAGGACCCGUCCUGGAGUCUCUGGUAGCCAGAGCCAUCCGCAACAUCGAGAUGACUCAGGAGGACGUGAGGCUCGUUGGCUUGAGCGCCACCCUCCCCAACUACGAGGACGUGGCGACGUUCCUGAGGGUGGACCCGGCCAAAGGCUUGUUCUAUUUUGAUAACAGCUUCCGACCAGUGCCGCUAGAGCAGACCUAUGUGGGUAUUACAGAGAAGAAAGCAAUCAAACGCUUCCAGAUAAUGAAUGAGAUUGUUUAUGAGAAGAUCAUGGAGCACGCUGGAAAGAACCAGGUGCUGGUGUUUGUUCACUCCAGGAAGGAGACUGGGAAGACAGCCCGGGCCAUCAGGGACAUGUGCCUGGAGAAAGAUACCCUGGGCCUCUUCUUGCGGGAGGGCUCAGCCUCCACCGAGGUCCUGAGGACCGAAGCUGAGCAGUGCAAGAACCUGGAGCUGAAGGACCUCCUUCCUUACGGCUUCGCCAUUCACCACGCCGGGAUGACGCGAGUGGACCGGACGCUGGUGGAGGAUCUGUUUGCCGACAAGCACAUUCAGGUGCUGGUCUCCACAGCCACGCUGGCCUGGGGGGUGAACCUGCCUGCUCACACCGUCAUCAUCAAGGGGACGCAGGUGUACAGCCCCGAGAAGGGGCGCUGGACCGAGCUGGGUGCUCUGGACAUCCUGCAGAUGCUGGGGCGUGCCGGGAGGCCUCAGUACGAUACCAAAGGAGAGGGGAUCCUCAUCACGUCCCACGGCGAGCUGCAGUAUUACCUGUCCCUGCUCAACCAGCAGCUCCCCAUUGAAAGUCAGAUGGUGUCGAAGCUCCCGGACAUGCUGAAUGCGGAGACUGUGCUCGGCAAUGUCCAGAACGCAAAGGACGCAGUGAAUUGGCUGGGCUAUACCUACCUGUACAUCCGAAUGCUGCGCUCCCCCACUCUCUACGGGAUAUCCCACGAUGAUCUGAAGGGGGAUCCGCUGCUGGACCAGCGCCGCCUGGAUCUGGUUCACACUGCAGCCCUCAUGUUGGACAAGAACAACCUGGUGAAGUACGACAAGAAGACGGGGAACUUCCAGGUGACAGGGCUGGGCCGCAUCGCCAGCCACUACUACAUCACCAACGAGACGGUGCAAACUUACAAUCAGCUCCUGAAACCCACCCUGAGUGAAAUCGAGCUGUUUCGGGUCUUCUCGCUGUCCUCGGAGUUCAGGAACAUCACCGUGAGGGAGGAGGAGAAGCUCGAGCUUCAAAAGUUGCUGGAGCGAGUUCCCAUCCCGGUGAAGGAGAGCAUAGAGGAGCCCAGUGCCAAGAUCAACGUGCUCCUCCAGGCCUUCAUCUCCCAGCUGAAGCUGGAAGGGUUUGCUCUCAUGGCAGACAUGGUGUACGUUACCCAGUCUGCUGGGCGGCUGAUGCGUGCCAUCUUCGAGAUCGUCCUGAACCGUGGCUGGGCCCAGCUCACCGACAAGACCCUUAACCUCUGCAAGAUGAUUGACAAACGGAUGUGGCAGUCCAUGUGCCCUCUGCGCCAGUUCAAGAAACUGCCUGAAGAAGUGGUGAAGAAAAUCGAGAAGAAGAAUUUCCCGUUUGAACGCCUCUAUGACCUGAACCAUAACGAAAUAGGGGAACUGAUCCGUAUGCCCAAGAUGGGCAAGACUAUCCACAAAUACGUUCACCUCUUCCCAAAGCUGGAGCUCUCGGUCCACUUGCAGCCUAUUACCCGCUCCACCCUGAAAGUAGAGCUCACCAUUGCCCCCGACUUCCAGUGGGAUGAAAAGUUUGUGCCCGUGUUUGAGCCGCUGCCCCCACAGUACUUCAUCCGGGUGGUCUCCGACCGCUGGCUCUCCUGUGAGACCCAGCUGCCCGUUUCCUUCCGCCACCUGAUCCUCCCUGAGAAGUACCCUCCUCCGACGGAGCUGCUGGAUCUGCAGCCGCUGCCCGUGUCGGCUCUGCGAAACAGUGCCUUUGAGAGCCUCUACCAGGACAAGUUCCCUUUCUUCAACCCUAUCCAGACUCAGGUGUUUAACACGGUUUAUAACAGCGACGACAACGUGUUCGUGGGUGCCCCCACGGGAAGCGGGAAGACCAUUUGUGCCGAAUUCGCCAUCCUGAGGAUGUUGCUCCAGAACUCGGAGGGACGCUGCGUCUACAUCACCCCCAUGGAGGCCCUGGCAGAGCAGGUCUUCUUGGACUGGUACGAAAAGUUCCAGGAGCGUCUCAAUAAGAAGGUGGUCUUGCUGACGGGAGAGACGAGCACAGACCUGAAGCUGCUGGGCAAAGGGAACAUCAUCAUCAGCACCCCUGAGAAAUGGGACAUCCUCUCGCGACGCUGGAAGCAGCGCAAGAACGUCCAGAACGUCAACCUCUUCAUCGUGGACGAAGUGCAUCUCAUCGGGGGCGAAAAUGGGCCGGUGCUGGAGGUCAUCUGCUCCCGCAUGCGCUACAUCUCCUCCCAAAUCGAGCGCCCCAUCCGCAUCGUGGCCCUCAGCUCGUCCCUGUCCAACGCCAAGGACGUGGCUCACUGGCUGGGCUGCAGCGCCACC
This is a messenger RNA of Pygoscelis adeliae (Adelie penguin), 3934 nucleotides long. RefSeq names its product small nuclear ribonucleoprotein 200kDa (U5) (gene SNRNP200). The annotation marks the transcript as partial. Gene Ontology annotation, cellular component: nucleus. The transcript has 29 exons. Lineage: Eukaryota; Metazoa; Chordata; Aves; Sphenisciformes; Spheniscidae. The record is from RefSeq and is a predicted model, not a curated record. Gene Ontology annotation, molecular function: nucleic acid binding; ATP hydrolysis activity; ATP binding.